AUGUCUGGCACAAACGAAGAUGUUGAGUUCAACUUAAAAGUAAUGAUAAAUAAACAGAAAACCAAAGUACUAUUUGCAGAAAUCGACAGCGAUUUUGCGGAUGUUUUAAUUAGCUUUCUAACAAUGCCAUUGGGAACAAUUGUGAGAGUUCUGAAGAAGCACUACGGAGAGGAUCAAGAGACACGUGUCAAUAUCGGAAGCUUAACCACUUUGUACGACGGCUUAUCAAAUCUGGACAUUGACCAUUUCGGGACAGUGGGUUGUAAGAAGAUUCUACUCAACUCAAGAAGCUCAUUUGAAGCUGAAUGUUGUAAACUGAAAAUUGAUAUUAUCAGACAUUCUAGUGCCGUCAGUUACCUUUCUUGCGAAGACUGGAAUUGCAAAUAUCGACGGUCUAAGAUAAGUACAGCUAAUAUUACCGGUACAUGCCGUUGUGGAAAAAGUCUGAACAGGGAAGUUGGUUUUUUAGAGGAGUCCGAAGUUGGUGGUGAUGGCACUGCAGAAGUUUUCGCCACUAAGAAAACGACUUUCUUGAUCUCUGACAAUCUGAGAAUGGUGCCGAGUGUGGCUGUAUCAAUUAUGCAAACUCUCACAAAUCUUGGCAUCACUGACACCGGUGGCGCUGAACUAAGGACUGUGACUUUUGAAUUUAACGAGAUUAUGGAUUUACUCAAGGGAUCCUUACUCUCACGGACUCCACUAUCGGACAUCAUACUCGAAAAAGGACGUGUAGUUGACUUUGGAGGCACACAAAACUCGGAACUAGGAGUUAUCUUAAACAAGAUGAAAAACGAAGAAACUUCUAACCCUAAGAAGAUGAUUUUGAGAUUGAUGGUGCAAAAAUCGAACAAUAAGUUAUUGUUUGCGCAAGCUGGGGAUGAUUUUGUGGAUUUCCUAUUUAGUUUUCUCACCAUUCCCAUAGGAGGAGUUGAGUGCCUUUUAGGCGGUAAAACUCGUCUUAAGAGUAUAGACAAUUUAUACAACAGCAUAGCAGAUAUUGAUGAUAAGUAUAUGGCUACUAGAGAUAUGAGAAACAGGAUAACGGACCCGAAGCUACCGCGCGGGUAUAUCUCGGCAAACCAGAUUCUUCCAUUGAGUGAACAAACUCUUGUAUAUUACCAUCAAGACUUCAACAACAAAAAAGAAUGGUUCUCGUAUUCCGGUCGAGGUGGUGGACAAAUUCAUGAUAUGCUAUUUAUCAAAGGCGGAGGAAAUUAUGUUAAACAAGGACUAACGAUGUAUACGGUGAGUGAUGAUUUAACUGUGACUCCUUUGUGUAUGACCUCUAGCCUUUCGAUUCUGAACGAGAUGAAAAUCCCUUUAUCUGAUGUCAAAGAAGUCGAGGUGCAAAUUGGAGUAGAAGAGGCUUUAAGCAUAUUGAAGGCGUCUCUUACAUCGACUUCUGCUCUAACCGACAGUCUGAUGAAUAAUUCCAUGUUAAAGAAACAACCUAAGCAAGAACACUAG
Molecule: messenger RNA, 1467 nt
Organism: Erythranthe guttata (spotted monkey flower)
Lineage: Eukaryota; Viridiplantae; Streptophyta; Magnoliopsida; Lamiales; Phrymaceae
Source: RefSeq, a predicted model, not a curated record